Molecule: messenger RNA, 1071 nt
Organism: Erythranthe guttata (spotted monkey flower)
Lineage: Eukaryota; Viridiplantae; Streptophyta; Magnoliopsida; Lamiales; Phrymaceae
Product: putative phospholipid hydroperoxide glutathione peroxidase
Biological process (GO): response to oxidative stress
Cellular component (GO): cytosol
Molecular function (GO): peroxidase activity
Source: RefSeq, a predicted model, not a curated record
GCAGAUUUCGCUUUCACACACUAUCGCAUAAUUAAUCUCUUUCUAUAUAUUCGUUGUAUUUCACCACUAACCACAUGACCCAUUUCUCGACCCGUUUUCUGAUUAGCAGAUAUCUGACCCGACCCAGAAGCUUUUCGUCGUUUCUGAAGAGAACCCAUUUCAAUUCGCCGCCUGUUGCCUCGGAUUCUUCGCUUUUGAUCAAAGCUAGGGUUUUGCAUUCCAGGGCUGAAAUUAGUUCAACAAAAUCUCUGUUUUUGGGUUUAAAUUUGAGAGGAGAUCGUACAAUGGCAAGCCAGUCAUCCCAACCUCAAUCUGUUCAUGAUUUCACUGUUAAGGAUGCUAGAGGGAAUGAUGUCGAUCUGAGUACGUACAAGGGAAAAGUACUUCUAAUCGUCAAUGUUGCGUCACAAUGUGGCCUGACCAAUUCAAAUUACACUGAGUUGGCGAAAUUAUACGGCAAAUACAAGGAUCAAGGUUUGGAGAUAUUGGCAUUCCCCUGCAAUCAAUUCGGCGCACAAGAGCCUGGUAGUAAUGAAGAAAUUCAAGAAUUUGCUUGCACUCGCUUCAAGGCAGAGUACCCCAUAUUCGAUAAGGUUGAGGUGAAUGGUUCGAAUGCUACUCCACUAUACAAGUACCUGAAGUCGGUGAAAGGUGGGCUUUUUGGGGACGGUAUAAAAUGGAACUUCUCGAAAUUUCUUGUCAAUAAAGAGGGCCGUGUUGUUGACCGUUAUGCCCCCACAACUUCUCCUCUCAGCAUAGAGAAGGAUAUAAAGAAGCUUCUAGAGAAAGCCUGAGCUCUGCAUUGGUCGAUAGCUGGAAAUAAGAAACCCCAUUGAGGAGGAUAUUUCGGUCUUUUUAAAUUAUUUUCGAGGGAAUAAGCAGCAUGUCAUGUAUUUGCAUCUGUUGUGUUUAAGAUCUUUGUGCAGGUUUCGGGUGUUGUAUAUUAUUACGGAGUUCUUGUGAUUUUCGUUUCGAUUUGAUCGAGUAUGGAUGCGAAAUUUGGAAUUUUAAUUUAAAGUCACUUAUGAUAUAAAGUUAUUAUAGUAUUGAUAAUUUGAUGAGAUUUUUUUU